AUGGAGGACGACGGAAAUAAUGCUGGCUUUUUUGAGAGUACUUAUAAUAAACUGACUUAUCCUGAGGACAUUAGUGAAGAUGACCACUCUUUCAACUUGAACCAGGAGAGGCAACAAGUGUCCCUGUCCACAAUGGGGCCUGGAUCCUGUUUAAAUCGUUACAAAGUGCUUGCAGUGAGCCUGGCAGUGCUCGCUGCCUUUCUGCUGGCAGUUGAUAUUGGCCUGGGAGUCUACUACUACAGACUUACUUAUGGGAACCAUUUAGUAACAGACAUCAGCACUGAGAUUGCCAAAUUGCAGGCUACUUACAACGCUGCACUCCAAAGCAAGACUGAAGCCAAACAGGAGGUGGCGAAAGAGAUCAAGUCGCAGCAAAUUACCAAGUGGGAGCUUGACCAUCUGAACAGAAGGAAAAAAGAUACCGAAAAACUAAUAGACAGAACUGAAACGGAAAUAGCGAUGUUGGAAUCCCACAUGCCAAUGCUCAAAGAGGGCUGCAGACAGUGUUUGCCAGGCUGGACUGUCAUUAAUUCCAUGUGUUACUUCUUCGCUUUAUCUGAGGAACUCUCACGGAGAUCAUGGAUGGAUGCCAGACAUUUCUGCAAGAGGCAAGGAAGCGACUUAUUGGUGAUCAACAGCAGAGAGGAACAUAUGGCCCUUGCUGAAAUUGUAAAAAUGUCUCGAGACCCCUCGAGAUCGCUUGCCCACAGUGGAUUCUGGAUUGGACUGAGAGAUGCAGAUGUGGAAGGAAGUUGGACAUGGUUGGAUGGGACAAGGGUGGAAGAGGGGUACUGGGAUAUUGGAGAGCCUAACAACCAAAACAAUGAAGACUGUGCUGCUAUGUAUCCCAGAGAAAACCCCUUUCAUUCAUGGAACGAUGCUCCAUGCAACUGGAACCUGAAAUGGAUUUGUGAGAGGACACCAAGACCUUUUAGCUCUAGCUUAAAUGUUUAA
This is a messenger RNA of Pundamilia nyererei, 954 nucleotides long. RefSeq names its product CD209 antigen-like protein B. The record is from RefSeq and is a predicted model, not a curated record. Bases 1 to 954 code for a protein of 317 amino acids. The transcript has 6 exons. Lineage: Eukaryota; Metazoa; Chordata; Actinopteri; Cichliformes; Cichlidae.